Cryptomeria japonica (Japanese cedar) is the source of this 1618-nucleotide messenger RNA. RefSeq names its product F-box protein At4g35930. Lineage: Eukaryota; Viridiplantae; Streptophyta; Pinopsida; Cupressales; Cupressaceae. Bases 440 to 1216 code for a protein of 258 amino acids. The record is from RefSeq and is a predicted model, not a curated record. Gene Ontology annotation, molecular function: protein binding. The transcript has 4 exons.
UCGAUCGGUUGCACGUGCCAGGUUCGAAAUGGGAUCGUGUAACCGGCUACGGUGGUCGCGGUUACAGCGAUACAAGAAGAGAAAAUUCCACGGCACUACGUACAUCCCGCGUAUAUUCUUUCUUUUCCCGCCUGUCAACAUUUAAAAAUCUUUUUAAGGGGCUGACGACAGAUUGAGGGCUGCAAUAGAAAUUUUCCCGCCCGUUUCCGUUCGAAAAUGUUUUGAAGGGGCUAACGACAGAUUGAGGUCUGGAAGGGAAAUUUUACACCGUGAAGUGUUCUACUCAUAGAUUGCAGAGAAUUGGGUUUGCAUAGGUUUGGCUCUGUCUGUGUAUUUAAGGUCUUUGUUGUUCAGUAGCUGUAAACCCUAAAUUCUGUUUGCAAUUCUGUUUUCCUCCCUGUUGCUGUUGAAGAAGAAUGUGUUAUAAGGAGGAACACGAAUGGUAAAAUACAGGGAAGGUUUAAAAAUGAAGUGCAACGGCAAGGCUUCUAAAGCCAAGGUGAGGAACUGUAGAAAAACAUGUGGAAAAAGGGUUUCAAGAAAUGCAAGGGCAAUUAAUGGUGCCCGCUUAAUGGGAACGAAGCGAAUCGCAGCGAGUUCUGAUUGUCAUGGAAAUUCGUCUCAACCGGGCGCAACAGAAGAAAGGGCUUUAUGUCCAAAGUAUGCCAUUAAUCCGGUGCAAGAUUGUUCGCCUGAAUUUGAAAGCAAGGUGCAUUUGGAGGGGGAGACGACUAUCGAAUCGCUGCCUCCGGAUAUCUUGGUUAAAAUAAUUUGCAAUUUCCGUCAUGAUGAACUGAACCCUCUCUCCUGUGUAUCAAGAAAAUUCAGAGAUGCGGUGGUAACUGCUAGACAGAUGCACUUUGAUUUUUCUACACCUGUUCGUUUACGAGAUCCUAAACGCAGAGCAAAUUCGUUGAUGCCGAAUGCUACCUCAGAGAAUUCUGCAAGCACUGUUGAAGGGUUAAAAUAUUUAUAUACUUCAGCAAGAAGGCUUGCAACUCCUAAUGCACCCAAGCAAGUAGGCAAAUUUCAAAAGCCAGGAUUAUUUUCUGAAGACACAAUAGAAAUUCCCAAAGUUCUGUUCCUUUCAGGCAAGGAUGACGAUGCAAUAUAUCCAAGCCAGAAUUAUUCCUUGAGAUCAAGCUGUAGUAUCACUGGCAGAGUCUUGUUUAUUGAGGAUGAGCUUUGUGAAGCCAUAUUCCGAAACAGGCUGUAAUUUCCUUUUUCAUGGGGUUUCACUUCCUUAGUGAAUGAGAAAGGAAUACCAUAUAGAGAAGUAGAGUGGCCUAAAAAUUUUGUUUCAGUUUUAUUCAGCAUUUUCAAACAAUUUUUACAAUCUGUAUCUCAUAUAGACGAAUCUCACUACGUGUGAGCAAUUCAUUAAUUCUUUUGUUCCUAUAUAUAAAGGGGUAUUGAGACUCUUCUUUUUGAACUCUCCAGAUAACAUUUUUGAGAUUCUGUUCAACAGAAUACGAUUGAAAAGAACAGAUGGUUGUAACAUAACAAUGCUAAAUUCUUUGGCAGGCCUAGGGUUUGCUUGGUCAAUAAUCUCCGAGACAAUUUCUCUUUGUACUCACGAUAAAAGCUUUUUUCUUGUAAAAGGAGCUCUGUUUAUGCC